Messenger RNA from Acanthisitta chloris (rifleman), 1963 nucleotides. It is a transcript of the gene PLP1, whose product is annotated as proteolipid protein 1. Gene Ontology annotation, molecular function: structural constituent of myelin sheath. NCBI's taxonomy places the organism in Eukaryota, Metazoa, Chordata, Aves, Passeriformes, Acanthisittidae. The record is from RefSeq and is a predicted model, not a curated record. The transcript is spliced from 8 exons. Gene Ontology annotation, cellular component: plasma membrane; myelin sheath. Gene Ontology annotation, biological process: central nervous system myelination; axon development. The coding region runs from base 128 to 904 and encodes 258 amino acids.
UUUGCUGGAGAGCGGGACAGGCACCCAGAGGGGGAAAUACAAGGCGUGGGACCGCCAGCAGGCGAGGGCUCCGCAGACAGCACCAAAGCAGCCGAGCAGGAGGUCGGAGUUGACCAAGUCCAGCACCAUGGGUUUGCUCGAGUGCUGUGCCAGAUGUCUCAUUGGGGCACCCUUUGCUUCACUGGUUGCCACGGCCUUGUGCUUCUUUGGGGUAGCACUGUUCUGUGGCUGUGGGCAUGAAGCCCUCACAGGCACUGAGGAUCUCAUUGAGACCUACUUCUCCAAAAACUUCCAGGACUAUGAGUAUCUCAUCGAUGUCAUCCACGGUUUUCAGUACUUCAUCUAUGGCACGGCCGCUUUCUUCUUCCUCUAUGGAGCCCUGCUGCUGGCCGAAGGCUUCUACACCACCGGCGCCGUCCGGCAAAUCUUUGGGGACUACAGGACCACCAUCUGCGGCAGGGGCCUCCACUCGUGGCAGCGGGUGUGUCAGUGUUUGGGAAAGUGGCUAGGACAUCCUGACAAGUUUGUGGGCAUUACCUACGUCCUGACCAUCAUCUGGCUCCUGGUCUUCGCUUGCUCCGCGGUGCCUGUCUACAUCUAUUUUAAUACUUGGACCACCUGCCAGUCCAUUGCCAACCCCACCAAGACCUCUGCCAGCAUUGGCACCCUGUGUGCGGAUGCCAGGAUGUAUGGCGUCCUGCCCUGGAAUGCUUUCCCUGGCAAGGUGUGUGGCUCCAACCUGCUCUCCAUCUGCAAGACCAGUGAGUUCCAGAUGACUUUUCACCUCUUCAUCGCAGCCUUUGUGGGGGCAGCUGCCACGCUGGUCUCACUGCUCACCUACAUCAUCGCCGCCACCUACAACUUUGCAGUCCUCAAGCUGAUGGGCCGAGGCACCAAGUUCUAGCCGGCGCGGCGGAGCCCAGCCAGACCAAACGCCCUUCUUUUCUCUAACCCCAAGGCUUUAACACUGCAGCCACCUGACACCAGGUCUCCUGCGUUAACUCUGCCUUCGCUGCUGACUCCCCUCCUCUUCCUCCCUCGCAUCCAUCAUGCUGAGUGUGACCAGGAAGGAGAGCUUCCCACCAAUGGACACCUCUUCAUGCACUUUUCUCUCUUUGCUCAUCCGUAAAUGGUUCGCUCUAGAGCGAAGCCCUUCAAAACCAGACAAGAGAAGAGGAGGGACUUGUUUCACUGUCCCAAUGUUGCCUAGAGAUGAGCAAAGGCCUUCAUGCUCCUGGGAGGAAGAAAUCCAUGUAGGUUGCUCCGUGAGUAGCAAGAGGCUACCUAGAGAGAAAAGGAAGUUGGCCCAGUCCUGGUCCCAUUGCUAGAGACUCUCCUGGAGCUGUCUGCUGUCACCACCCAUGGAUGGAGAAUAAGAGAAGGAUUUUAUUUUCCCUUAGCAGAGAAAAAUGAAUUUAACCUAAAUUGCCUGCUGCAGUGAUGGCAAAGGGAGUUCAGGGCAAGGAUCUUCCCAGUGUGGAGAAGAGAGUGCUGACCCCAAUGCUGAUAAAGCCCUAACCUAGCUGCCCCUAUUAAAGCCUAAAGGAGUUUGGUGUCUCUGUAGACAAGGGGGAAUCUUGGCUUUACCCUCCAGGCAGCAGAGAGGCGGCAAAUAGGUUUGACCAACAAGGGACAUCUCUGUGCCAAGCCCUGGGAGCCUAAAGCCAGAGCCAUCCCUCCGUAGGCAGGGGGUAACCCUUGGGACCGCGUGCCUUCACCUGCCCUGCCGCGCUCGGCCCUUCACAAUGGUGCUCUUCUCUGGGGUGAUGUCUGCUUCUCUAACCUCCGCUGUGCCGGAGAGCUUGGUUUGCUUCUCACCCAUGUCAAAGGUAGCUGUCCCUCUGUCUGUCCCCCUUGUCCCCUCACUUUUUUUCCUGCAAGUCAGGACAACUGUCUUGUGUCUGCCAGGACAGGAGGGACUGGCAGCAUCUCACUUCCAGGCGAAACCCAUGAAGGAAUUGAG